CAUUUUAGUAUUGGUGGCCACUUGGGUAGCUUAUUCGCAGUUCAUAUUCCAUACUCAAUAGAUGGGUAGAGGGCGUGCCCCCUGUUGUGACAAGGCAGGAUUGAAGAAGGGUCCAUGGACUCCUGCAGAGGACUUGAGACUCAUUGCCUUCAUUCAGAAGAAUGGACAUGCCAAUUGGCGUGCUCUCCCUAGAUUAGCAGGAUUGCUGCGUUGUGGGAAGAGUUGCAGAUUGAGAUGGAUUAAUUACCUUCGACCAGACAUCAAGAGGGGGAAUUUUACCAAGGAAGAAGAGGACACUAUAAUUAAGCUACAUGAACUUCUUGGAAACAAGUGGUCAAAAAUUGCCUCUCAGUUGCCUGGAAGAACUGACAAUGAGAUUAAGAAUGUGUGGAAUACACACUUAAAGAAGAGACUUGCUUUGGAAGGACAAAACCCUUCUGGAAAUGAUGAACACAAGGAAACAGUGCCUGUCACUAACUCCUCAUCUUCCUCCAUUUCCUCUAUAUCUUACUCUAAUCAAGUUAUAGGUAUGAAGAGUGAUUCAAAUGUUCAUAAUUUAUCUCUGUCUGAGAGCCCAAUUGAGGUAUUGGAGAAGAAGAAUGGUUCCUCAGUUGAUGAAGAAGACCCAAUCCAAUGGAAUGACUUCCCUGAUGUGUUUGAUGAUGAGCCACCGAAGGAACUGCGAAGCUCGCCUUCAUCAUCAUCUUGUAGUUCAUCUAUUUUAGACCCAACAUCUAUUUUAGACCCAAACCAAGUUGAUGGGUUUGGAUUAGAAGAACAAACAUGUUUACAAGAUGUGAACAAGCAAGAUAUCUCAGAACGGAUACUUGAAAUACCAUAUGAAGCCAACCUAGACUUAUGGGACAUGUUAGAAGAUGAUACCAGUUUUUCUACAUCCAGUGUGGUCCCAAUGUAUGAGAAUGAAGUUCAUCAACACUCAAAUACAGAGGAAAGAAACUUAGAACCAAAGGAUUUAGAAAGUAGAUUAUCAACUACAUUGGGUGUCUCUUUCAAGGAUGACUUGACCAGGGUACUUGCUCAUAAGUCAGCUUGGAAACCCAUGGUUGAUAAUUUUCAGUGGAAAAUUGUGGAGGGUAAAAUAUAA
Macadamia integrifolia is the source of this 1105-nucleotide messenger RNA. Its product is annotated as transcription factor MYB4-like. The transcript has 4 exons. The record is from RefSeq and is a predicted model, not a curated record. Lineage: Eukaryota; Viridiplantae; Streptophyta; Magnoliopsida; Proteales; Proteaceae. Bases 62 to 1105 code for a protein of 347 amino acids.